AGUAGAAUUUAGUAAUGUCUUGCUAAAAAACUUUUAUAUUUAUCCUCGUAUUUGUGAAGCUGAAAAAACUUGUCUCCCGGGAGUCCCAGCAAAGAAACAAGGUUAUAUUGUGUCAUGGAUUCAUCUGAGUGGAGGAAGCCUCUAGAUCAGCUUCCUAAGGAAAGUUUUUGGGACAACCCUUUGUAUCAAUGGGAUGGGUUUUGGUACAGAGCUAGUCAUCUUGACGCAGCAAUGGCACUUCGUUCACAAUACACAGCACGCCAUGAUGACGUUAUCUUGGCAUCCCCCAUGAAAACAGGUACCACAUGGCUCAAGGCCCUUUGCUUUUGCAUUAUGCGAACGCAACCCCAAGAGGAAGAUGCUCAGAAGAUUGAUGAAGGAACUCUAGUCAAGAGUGAUGAUGGUGAGGAUCCUCUUGCCAAGAACCAUCCCGCCGUCUACGUGCAGACCUUAGAAGUUCAGGUAUUCACAGCAAAGCAGCCUCUUGAUAUCUCAGGUAUGAAGUCUCCGAGACUCUUUCACACUCACUUGCCUUAUAGCGCAUUGCCUGAUUCGAUAAAGAAUUCCAAGUGCAAGAUAGUUUACAUUGCAAGGAACCCAAAGGACACAUUGGUGUCAAUGUGGCACUUCUUCAACAAGCUUAGGACACCUGAACAAGGCCCAUAUCCGUUUGACAAGGCAUUUGAGUGCUUUUGCAAAGGGUUCUCUCACUUCGGUCCGUUUCUCGACCACGUUUUACAAUAUUGGAAUGAAAGCCUAAAAGCCCCUGAUAAGGUUCUGUUUUUGAAGUAUGAAGACCUUAAAAGAGAUCCCAAAGGACAUGUUAAGAAGCUAGCUUUAUUCCUUGGAAGACCUUUUACUCAUGAGAAAAAAGUUGAAGAAGUAAUCUGGAGGUGCAGCUUGGAAAGGCUCAAGAACUUAGAGGUAAACAAGAAUGGAGUGGAUCCUUGGGUUGGGAUGCCAAACAGUGCCUUUUUCAGGACUGGCAAAGUUGGAGAUUGGAAAAAUAUGUUCACCACUGAGAUGAGUGAGCGCCUGGAUCAUAUCACCCUGCAGAAACUAGAGGGAUCUGGCCUUCACCUUGACAUUUGAAUCAUGCUCUGCAGCAUUUUGCUGCUCCAGUUCUGAAAUCAUGAGUUUAUGACUCUGGCUCACAAGAUUUUUUUAGUAUUAUUUAUAGCUAAAGUUACAAUUACUUUGGUGCAGCAAUUACACCAAUAAAUAGUAUUAGUAAAUUAAAUUUUCUUUUGUUUUGUCAAUAAGUUUAAU
Molecule: messenger RNA, 1269 nt
Organism: Theobroma cacao (cacao)
Lineage: Eukaryota; Viridiplantae; Streptophyta; Magnoliopsida; Malvales; Malvaceae
Source: RefSeq, a predicted model, not a curated record